Messenger RNA from Gongylonema pulchrum, 225 nucleotides. NCBI's taxonomy places the organism in Eukaryota, Metazoa, Nematoda, Chromadorea, Rhabditida, Gongylonematidae. The record is from the annotation of a GenBank genome assembly.
AUGUGUAAAGCGCGGUUCAAUCGACGCUCAACGCUUUGGAAUCAUAAGCGUAUUCAUUCGGACGAUAAACCGUUCGAAUGUAAUGUGUGCCGGAUGACAUUCAAGUGGAAGAACUCGUUAAAGUGCCACAAGGAGAUGCAUCAACGGAAAAACGAAAUAACGGGCAUGGAGAAUGAUCCACUAGAAAAGACGCUCACGUACGCCACUGCUGCAAAACGACGACAC